AGGUAGAACCGUAAUUGGGGAUCUGAGCUCAUUGUGACGUGGCCCUUGCUAGAUCUCCAGCUGAGGGGUGGAUUGAUCUUCCUGUCGCGGUCUGGUAGUCUUCUGCGGUCUGGUAGUCUUCUGUGCCUGUGUACUGACUCGCUGUGCCGUGAGGAAGUCUGUAUAGCCUGACGAGGUAGUUGUGGAAGCGGAUCUGAUCUGUGGCAGACUUGUAAGUCUAUUGCUGCAGGAGAUUUCAAGACUAAGAAGAGAAAGACUGCUUCUGAUCCUUACAGCAAGAAGAAGCAGGAGCAAAUUGCAGAAUGGAAAACAUUUCUCAAGAAUGCAAAAGUGGAGAUCAGGCCCCAGUGCAAAAGGAAGAAGCUCGCCCUUUGGGAGAUGGUGAAGGGCAGGAGCCUGAGGGAAAUGUUAGAGGAGAGUGGGCUCCUCCUGCCCAGGAUUUGAGAGAUGAUAUGCCCAAUAGGCUUGUCAAUAACAUUGAUAUGAUAGAUGGAGAUGCAGAUGAUAUGGAACGAUUCAUGGAGGAGAUGAGAGAGCUAAGGAGGAAGAUUAGGGAGCUUCAAUUGAGGUACAGCCUGCGCAUUCUAAUAGGAGAUCCCCCUCACCAUGAUCAUCAUGAUGAGUUUUGCCUUAUGCCUUGAAUGCUGGGUCCAUAACCAUAAUUCCCCUGCUUCACAAACUUGUAUUUUCUUGAUGUACUACUUCUUAUUGUGAAACUUUGUUUUUCUGUCAUUUUGCUUUUCCUGACUAAAGAUUUCUUUCUGAUUUAGUCUGUAAAUUUUUCUGUCAGCAGGGGAAUUUCCUCAACUUGCAUGGAAAACAUUAAGUACAUAUUUCUGGAAUUAAUAAAGCAGUUCUAAGAGCA
This is a messenger RNA of Erinaceus europaeus (western European hedgehog), 865 nucleotides long. It is a transcript of the gene BEX5, whose product is annotated as brain expressed X-linked 5. The transcript has 3 exons. NCBI's taxonomy places the organism in Eukaryota, Metazoa, Chordata, Mammalia, Eulipotyphla, Erinaceidae. The coding region runs from base 303 to 641 and encodes 112 amino acids. Gene Ontology annotation, cellular component: cytoplasm. Gene Ontology annotation, molecular function: signaling receptor binding. Gene Ontology annotation, biological process: signal transduction. The record is from RefSeq and is a predicted model, not a curated record.